This is a messenger RNA of Apus apus (common swift), 3261 nucleotides long. RefSeq names its product ripply transcriptional repressor 1 (gene RIPPLY1). The transcript is spliced from 4 exons. Gene Ontology annotation, cellular component: nucleus. Gene Ontology annotation, biological process: embryonic pattern specification; negative regulation of transcription by RNA polymerase II. NCBI's taxonomy places the organism in Eukaryota, Metazoa, Chordata, Aves, Apodiformes, Apodidae. Bases 2740 to 3198 code for a protein of 152 amino acids. The record is from RefSeq and is a predicted model, not a curated record.
AGGUUACCUGCAAGAGUGGAAAGCAAUCCCUCCCCGAUUAACGAUUGACUCAAGCCUUGUGGAGGAGCCAAGAGCCCUUUCACCUCUGCUAUCUCCCCAGCCAGACUUCAGAGGCAGAGCAGCGCUGCCCGGGAAGGAUGCCAAAGCCCUCCCUUGUGCCGGGGCUGCGGGCAGGGAUGGAGAGUUGGCUGCUGGUUGGGGGUGAGGGUCUGCUGCCCUCCUGGGGGGUUUUUGUCUUCUGUGCUGUCCCAAGCCAAUGGAGCCCAAAAGAUAUGGCUGCGUCACGUUAUUUUGGACCUGCUGGAGGUGAUUUCAGGUGGUGUCCCUAAGGCUACCCCAGCCAAAGAAGGGGAACUGUGCUGUGUUCCCAACUGUGCAGGGCUCACCCAAGGCAUAUGCAACCACCCAGCCCAAGCUGCAGAGACUCCAGCAGGACAUGCAUCCACCUGAGACUGAACUAUGGCUAUUGGCCUUUUUGUGCUGCUGGGGACAAUGAUAAGAGAGGGAUGCAUGUGACAGCAACACCUGCAUCCCCGGGAGAGCCCAGAGGUCUCUGGAGGGCAAAGCACACUGGCAGAGCCACAGAGAUGCUUCCCCAGAGCGCCCCAGCCAAGUGGGGUGACCCAUCCCUUGGUGGGGUGAGCACACUGGGAUGCAGCUUGUGCUUGCUGCAUCAGUGGGGCUUUUUUUUUUUUUCACCGGUGCCAUCUCCAGCCCUGGGCGCGGGCCGGAGCGUUUGGCAGAGAUGGUGGAGUAGGGUGGUUUGUUUUCCCUUCUGCCUUGUUUCAAAAUUCCCCCUCCCACAGCAUCUUGCGAAACCAGACUGAGCCCACAACACGCCAACACGGCGGCCGGCAGCCUCUCGCUCUGGGAACGCGCUGGCUGAGAGCCCUGCCACCGCCCAGGGCCUCUGCUUGUCUCCCUGUCUCCCUGCCAGCACCUCAAGUGCUUGGUACCAGAGCUUCCCAACUGCCUGUCUCCUUUCCAGUGCACUAACCAAGACCUCCGGCUCCAUCUCGGAGCUGUUGCUGCAAAAGAAACACUCGGGGUGCUCAGGGUGCUGGCAAAAAGGGUCAUGCCGGAGCUCUGCGGUACUUACGGUGGCAGCUGGAGGAGACGUGGUGUGGACCAAGAGUGGCUGUGGCCAGGGGUUACCCAGAACUGGAGGUGGCUGGUUGAGGGAGGACGAGUGGCCAGAGCCCUGGCCCAGGGGAUCAGGAGCUGUGAAUUGUUUAGCUACAGCUUUGCAAAAUCCACCUGCAAAUCUCAGCCUGCAUCAGAGGCUUAUUGCAGAUCAGAAUUAAACCCUUUCGGUGUCGGGAAGGAUUGGGAACCUGGGUUGCCUUGUUUUGCUUAUUGUCUAUUAAUUAUCAGGGUAGGUUUGUCCAAGUGGCUCAGGUCUGUGGCUUGCUGUCACCUUUCUAGCCAGCUUUGAAGGGUGGCAGGUGACUGUGUCACCGUCCCUGUGCCCGCUUCAGGCUGCAUCACCAGUGCUGGGGUCGGAGGGGCACUGAAACGCCAGCAGGUUGAACUCCUCCAGCCCACAGGGUGAGCUUGGGGUCUUGGUUUGCUCCUCCUGGCCCUGCUUGUCCUCUGCAGGGUUUGUUGUUUUAAGACUCUUGGCCCAAAUGAGGAGCAAAUGGAGACGGUAAUGAGGGCUGCGCUGGCCCCGUGCCCCCUCCUGCUCGCCGGCUGCUGCAGAUGGAGAGGGGCAGGGAGGGCCCCUAGUGACAAAUUGUGCUUGGAGCUGAGCAGGCUCCAGCCGGUGUUAGGACAGGGCUGUCUGGAUGCUUGUAGCAGAGCUACAGCAGGGACCAUUUGCCAUUUUCUUGUUCCAAAUUGAAACCCUCCAGGGAGCAGGAGGUGACCUGUCUGCCAGCAGCACCUCACCUCAAGUGGGCAGAGAUGGGACACAUGGCAGUGCUGGAGGCAGGGGUGGACCUUGCACCCUUGUAUCAAGAAGCUUUUCUGUACUUUCCGGUAUGGUUCACAUCUCAAAAAGCCAAAGGAGAGGGCAAGCACAUGCUGUCCCUACUGUGCUGGCCGUGUGGAACGGUGCCUUGCAGCUCCCUGGGGUGAUCCCAGCAGGCACCAUGGAUGCCUGAGCAGGACCAUGGCCCUGCCUGCUCCUGGGGUACACCCCUGCUGUUCAUGUUCCCUCCCUGUUCUCUCUUGGGCAUCCCAUCACCUGGCCCCUGGUCGCUCUGUGCUUGCCCCUGCUGCAGCCCAUCACCCUCUUAUCAUGCCCAUUGUGCUGUCCCCAUCACAAGCCCACCACACUGUGCCCAUGGCAUGCCCAUCAGGCUGUCCCAUCACGUGGCCAUUGCACUGUCCCCAUCCCAUGCCCAUUGUGCCAGCAGUCCCCCUCCUUUCCCUGUGUCACCCCUCCUUUAUGCAAAUGGCUACCAAGAGCACUUAAUCAUCCUUGUUAAUGGUUUCUGCCCUCCCCUGUCCUCCCCUGGGGAUUUUCUCACAAAUGGUGUCUAACUUUUCCCUUCUGUGUUUUGCUUUUCCACCAGAGAUCACAGCCCCUCCACCCAAAGCCUCCCCCCAACCCUCUGUUUACACAACUGGGACAAAUUUCACACCCCAGAGACUGCUGUCCCCGCACCCCUAGUCCCUCCAUCCCCUGCCCUUGCCCUGCCCUGAAGAAUUUGUGAGUCAUCAGCCGAGGCAGGGCUAUAAAGGUGUCCUCACCAAGGGUCUGCAGCAUCGGAGGGGACACCGUUGCCUGCCACCAUGGAAGCUGCUGCCUGUUGCCUGCCUCCCCACGGGCUCCGGGUGCCGGUGGCCAGUGCUUGCCCAGCCUCGGGGCUGGAGCAAGGGGGAAGAUCCCCAACUCUCUGGAGACCGUGGCUGCCCCAAGGAGAGGAGGGAACCGGGCAACGGAGGGAGCAGAUGGACACUGUUUGGACUCGGGAGGCGGGAGGGGUUGGCGGCCCCGACAAAACGCUGUCGUUGUUCCACCACCCGGUCAGGCUCCUCUGGCCCAAGUCCAAGUCCUUUGACUAUCUGUACAGCGUGGGGGAGAAGCUGCUGGAGAACUUCCCGGUGCAGGCCACCCUCUGCCUCUACGAUGAUUCGGACAGCGAGAUGGAGGAGGAGGAAGAGGACGAAGACGAAGAAGAGGAGGAGGAGGCAGGGGACACGGUGACGGGUCCCCCGCCGCAGGCAGGCGGCCCCGGCAGCCCCGUGUGAGAGCGCGGUGCAGCAGGCAAGGGGCAGCCCCGGCGGCACCGCGGAGGUGCAGGCAGCCGCCAG